AUGAGCGUCAAGACCGUGGAGUUCAAGCCCUUCACUGACCAGAAGCCUGGAACCUCUGGUCUGCGCAAGAAGGUUACCGUCUUCCAGCAACCGCACUAUAGCGAGUCUUUCGUCGCAAGCAUCUUGCUUUCCAUCCCAGAGGGUGCCGAGGGUGCAUCGCUCGUUGUCGCCGGUGAUGGCCGAUAUUGGAACCCCGAGGUCAUCCAGCUGAUUGCGAAAAUCAGCGCCGCGUAUGGCGUCAAGAAGCUUGUGAUUGGCCGCGAUGGCAUUCUCUCAACCCCUGCUGCGAGCCAUGUUAUUCGGAAACGCAAGGCGACGGGCGGUAUCCUCCUGACCGCAAGUCACAACCCCGGUGGCCCCAAGAACGAUUUUGGCAUCAAGUACAACCUUUCCCAUGGCGGACCAGCACCCGAAUCCGUCACCAACAAAAUCUACGAGACGUCAAAAUCUCUGACGUCCUAUAAGUUGGCUGAUAUACCCGAUGUCGACAUUUCCACUGUUGGCACCAAGACAUAUGGAAACCUCGAAGUGGAGAUCAUCGAUAGCACGGCCGACUACGUAGACAUGCUGAAGGAGAUCUUCGACUUUGAUCUGAUCCGGAAGUUCUUCCAGACCCAUCCCGACUUCAAGGUCCUAUUCGACGGCCUGUCGGGCGUCACCGGCCCGUACGGCGUCGCCAUCUUCCAGAAGGAACUGGGUCUCGGUCCGGAAUCGACACAGAACUGCGAGCCGUCGCCCGAUUUCAACGGCGGCCAUCCCGACCCGAACCUGACCUACGCCCACAGCCUGGUCGAGUCGGUCGAGAAGAAGAGCAUCCCCUUCGGCGCGGCCUCUGACGGCGACGGAGAUCGCAACAUGAUCUACGGCGCCGGCGCUUUCGUGUCACCGGGAGAUAGCCUUGCCAUCAUCGCGCAUCAUGCCCGCCUUAUCCCCUACUUCAAGAAGAAUGGCGUCUACGGCCUGGCGCGCAGCAUGCCGACUUCUGGGGCAGUCGAUCUGGUUGCAAAGAAGCAAGGCCUCAACUGCUACGAGGUCCCGACUGGGUGGAAAUUCUUCUGCGCGCUGUUCGACGCGGACAAGCUGUCCAUCUGUGGCGAGGAGUCCUUCGGCACCGGCAGCAACCACAUCCGCGAGAAGGACGGCCUGUGGGCCAUCGUUGCGUGGCUCAACAUCAUCGCUGGGCUCGGCCUUGAGCACCCGGACAUCGCGCCGAGCAUCAAGCAGAUCCAAAAGGACUUCUGGAAGGAGUAUGGCAGGACCUUCUUCACCCGCCACGACUACGAGGAUGUCGACUCGGAGGGGGCGAACAAGAUAGUUGGCGUGCUGCAGGACUUGGUCGCCGACAAGAACUUUGUCGGCAGCAAGAUUGGAGACCGCACAGUUACGGACGCUGGCAACUUCUCGUACACGGACCUGGACGGCUCUGUUUCGAGCAAUCAGGGCCUGUAUGCGUGCUUCUCGUCGGGCAGCCGGGUCAUCGUCCGGCUGUCGGGCACUGGCUCCUCGGGUGCGACGGUGCGGCUGUACAUUGAGCAGCACAGUGACGACCCGGCCACGCACGACAUGGACGCCCAGGACUUCCUCGGGCCCGAGAUCAAGUUCGCCACCGGCCUGCUCAAGUUCAAGGAGUUCGUCGGCCGCGACGAGCCCGACGUCAAGACAUAG
Messenger RNA from Phialemonium atrogriseum, 1665 nucleotides. Its product is annotated as phosphoglucomutase. Gene Ontology annotation, cellular component: cytosol. Gene Ontology annotation, biological process: carbohydrate metabolic process. The record is from RefSeq and is a predicted model, not a curated record. The transcript has 5 exons. The coding region runs from base 1 to 1665 and encodes 554 amino acids. Gene Ontology annotation, molecular function: phosphoglucomutase activity; magnesium ion binding. Lineage: Eukaryota; Fungi; Ascomycota; Sordariomycetes; Cephalothecales; Cephalothecaceae.